Amoebophrya sp. A25 is the source of this 4424-nucleotide messenger RNA. Lineage: Eukaryota; Dinophyceae; Syndiniales; Amoebophryaceae. The record is from the annotation of a GenBank genome assembly.
CUUUUUCUUCAACUCGUGCAAGAUCCAGGCUGAUCCGGUAUGUGGUUCACUAAGCUUGUUUGGUGUCGAUAAUGGUUUUGCUGAAUUCACGAAUGUUCUUGCAUGCUUAGCCUUACCCCUGCUUUUCCUUCCUAUCAGCUUAAGCCAGAAAGUACAAAGUCUAGGGCUAGGCGUAGGAGACCCUGUAACGCGCGUUCGUUCGCGAUGGCACAGUCACACCCAGGAUUUUUAUCAUCUUUCCAACUGGAAAAAACUGCAGGCGUAUUAGCAAACUGUAGGUGACUUUUGCUAAAAAACAUUCAAAAGAUCGUGUUUCAUGUGUUGAACUACAAUUUGUUAAAGACCAACGACUUAUGUUUUGACCCAGCAAUCAUCAAUGAUUUAUUAUUUGUUCUCCGCGGCGACGUAGCGGUACCACCGAAUAGAAGUUUUACUAUAUUCGAACACUUUCCUAUUGACGUACUCUUACUAAAACUAAGCGCGGCCUUUUCCGUUGACUAUUUUGACGAACAUUCUAUCCUCGUCUAGAACCCCUGAACUUGACGUCUUUUACUACAUAAUCAUAAGCCCCAUUCUUCUUGGAAAGGAGCAAAAUGUCAGCCGCUGCGAAGAUUGCUGCAGCCGCCUCGCGGACGAAGAAGAAUGACACGGACGAACUCAACGAACGCAGAAUGGUUAUUCUGGAUCGGGCAAAGUUGAAGCCUAACAUGCCCGCUUACCAGUACCUCAAAAAGAUCGCCGGUCGCUGUGGAAAGGAGUGCAUUUCUGUGUCGUUUAUGAGAGAGAAACUUUAAAAGAAGCCGCCAAGAACUGCAUUCUUUUUUUCUGGAUACUCAAGACAGGAGGUUUUAUUGACACCAAUUACACCACGCUACAGUUACGUGAUCUCAUACUAAAAAUGGUAGCUGUGAAACUUCGCUUACUGAGAGUUGUAAUAGAAUCACUUCGAGUUCGAUUCUUUUGAUGAUUGCCUUUCAUAUUUGUGAAGAAGGAGAUCGAAGUGUGGGACGAGAUGUGUUUGGCCUGCCUCAACCGUGCGAAGAAGACCCCCGACGACGCAGUGAAAGUGGUCAAGCUGCCUUCGAACCUGACCGCAGACACUACUCACCAAUAUGGUGCCAACGCUUUCAAACUCCACCGCUUGCCGAUGCCGAGUCCCGGACAAGUGGUGGGUAUUCUGGGCUCCAACGGUACGGGCAAAAGUACGGCGUGCAAGGUGCUCGCUGGGACAUUGAAGCCGAACCUCGGAAACUUUCGUUUAUGAUACUAGGCUACUCCUAUAAUAAAUGCAAUGAACAACUCAUGAUGAAUUAUGUCUCUGUCAGCGCAGCCAGAUCUUUGUCGACGAAGAACCUCAUAAUUUUUGUCAAUUUUUCUUCCCAGGAGUAUCAAUGUGCAGUGAAGACUGACAUUUUGUUCGACUAGGCUGUUUCUCUUCUUUGAAGUUCAAGCUAUAUUCAACAUACACUAUGUUCUUGGUGCUGCCUCUGAUGUGUCUGUGACCACCUCCACCUCAUCCUGAUCAACCUUUCUUCAUGUUGAGACAAGCAGCCGACAUGGCAAGAGAUCGUGAAAUACUACCGCGGAUCUGACCUUCAGAAUUACUUUUCGGCCUUGGUCGAGGACCGCUUGACCGUGUCUAUGAAGCCGCAGUUGGACAGCGACUACGCGCGACAGCUUCGUGGCCAGAAAGUGUCUGACUUCAUCGAUCAACAGGUCCAAGAGCGUUGUCUGCCGUGCUACGGCGGCGCGAAAACCCUGCCGAAGUGGUUUAACACGCGUAAAACCUUCAUCUUGGAUCAGAUGGAGCUUGGAGAGCACCUGCUGAACCGUGACUGUGGCGAUUUGAGUGGUGGCGAGAUGCAGCGUCUGGCUAUUGCGAUGGCCUGUCUGCCCGAAGCGAAUGUGUACAUCUUUGACGAACCGAGUUCGUUUUUGGACGUGAAACAGCGUUUAACGGCUGUGCGUCUCAUCCGUCAGUUAGCACACGAUUCGAGCAGUCUAAAUCGCUGUGGCCGCAUGUCGUCGAAAAAGACGAGCGAACCGGGAACCCCAAGCACCGCGCCCGACCACGAAACCGACCACGAAACCGACGACGACACCAACAAGCCCAGCGAGGCUUCGUCCGGACUGGAGGACGUCGAGGACGAUGACAACGCUAGUUGUGAGGUAAAAACACCUACUGCAAAAAACAUAUACAAGAAUGUUGCAGGAGAUGAAAAUACAGGUUCGGAAGAUGAGAGCGCCGAAGCCGAUGACGACAUCGCGGCUUGUUCUGACGGGGAAGACGAUUGGGCCAACAGCAGCGAUGAUGAGGCGGCAGAAAAAAAACGAUGCCCAGGAGGCAUUUUGAAGAAGGCUGCGCCAGCUGGUAAGGAGUCUCGAGUACAUUGUCUGUGAUCUUCAUUGUGCCAUUAGAUUCAGCAAGAGAACUACCCGAUGAAGUACUUGAAGGGUAUUUAACGACCUGUUUCCUUGAACAAAAUCAAACAAAACAGGAGGUACUCCUGCGAAGGAGAGUCCCCAAGCGGAGGAGCGACUUUUGCCUGAGGAUGAGAAAACAGUCGAGGAGAAUCAUGUCGAUGACGCGGGUCAUCGCCUUGGCGGUGCAAGAUAUGUCGUCGCUAUCGAGCACGAUCUCGCAGUGUUGGAUUACAUGUCUGACUAUGUGCACUGCAUGUACGGUGCCCCAGGCGCCUACGGCGUGGUGACUAGGCGGUCCUCCAUUCGCAACGGAAUUAACAACUUUUUGGCUGGCUAUUUUCCCGCAGAAAACAUGAAAUUCCGCAAGGAAGAACUGUCCUUCAAGGUCUCGCAUGCGCAAACACUGAAAGAAAUCGGAAGCGCCAAGCAAGGAGCCGGCGUUGCUGGGUCCGGCGAUGCGUCUGCAGCGUACUAGAUAUCUCUAUCUCAUUGAUUAUUUGUACAAAGGGAGAGUGACUGCAGGGUUCUUUGAUGUUACAGUUCCAUUUCCGUAACUCUUCGGGUUCGGAUUCAUCAAGUACAACUGCAAGCAAUGUCCUACUUGUAGAAUAAUUUUUUCGCUGAGUAAGCGAGCUCGACAUGUCUUCAUCUUUCUUUCCCUUUCAAAAAAUACAGGAACAAGAAGGUUGGGCAGAUUUCUUAUCCGCGAAUGACGAAGACACUUACGCGAACGUUUGAGAACACGACUAAGCCAAGCGAGACCAGCAAGGUCACUGUUCACGAAGCCACAGUGAGUUCUUUCACGUUGCAUGUCAGCGCAGGAGGCUUCACAGAGUCUGAGGUGAUUGGAAUGGUUGGCGAAAACGGAACCGGAAAAACGACUUACCUGUCCCUUCUGGCAGGACUGUACGACAAGAAGCCACAAAAGACGAAUCGCGGGGAAGGAGCAGCGUUUACGACAGGUACCUUCUCCUCGUCAUCAUGAGGAUUAGAAGACGAGUACCUUGUUCGUCUCCUUGAACAACUAGGUACAGGGAAGUCAAGGGAAUAUCACAGUAUAAAUGAUGAAGAUCCAAUUGGAUUAGUCCACACUGAUGUUCAUGUUCCGCCAUGGCUAAUUGGCUCUAUUUCAUAAACUAAACUAACUUCAGUUUCACGCGUUGACGAAGAGCUGGAAAGUGAGGCUAUUUCGUUGGUGGAGAAGGGGUGCAGUGUUGCGCUGAAGCGUCAGGACUAUGCGCCUCGAUUCCGCCGUUAUCCUGGAGUUGUGAAGGAGCUUUUAGAGCGGAAUAUCACGCGCGCGUACUGCGACACCAUGUUCAAGCUGUUUGUUUUGCGUCCUCUGCAGAUCGACGAAUUGCUGGAGCUGCCGGUUGCCACCUUGAGUGGCGGUGAGUUGCAGCGUCUGGCCAUCGUGGUGUGCCUGGGAACGCCGGCGACCGUGUACCUGUUCGACGAGCCCUCCGCGGGUUUGGACUGCGAGCAGCGUGUGAAAGUCGCCAAAGUGAUCCGUCGCUGGACCCGGGACUACUUGCACCGCACCUGCUUCGUGAUCGAGCACGACGCCGUGAUGAUCACCGCGAUGGCGGACCGCAUCAUCUGCUUUUCCGGACAACCCGGCGUCGAGGCCACGGCCAGCGAACCUAUGCCGAUGGCAGUGGGCUUCAAUUACGGCUCAAAAUUCUUCAUUUCCACUAGUCAUUUCUCGCAAUUUUCUUCUUGGGAAUCCGAAGAAAUGAACGCAUGAAAUGAAAUGUUUUGAGCUCUAAAUCGGCCGUUUUUUGCGGGAACUGAAUGUGACCCUGCGCCGCGAUCCGUGCAACCACCGUCCGCGCAUCAACAAGCCGGAAAGCGUCAAGGACCGCGAGCAGAAGCUGAGCGGCAACUACUACUGCUUUGACGUGGACGAGAUGGGGGCCGAGGAUGUUAAGGCUACACGAAAUCUCCCAUUUUCAGAAGCAUCUUGCUCCCGUCUUUCAAGGGAAAAGGGGUGCUGCUGA